Molecule: messenger RNA, 666 nt
Organism: Hydatigera taeniaeformis
Lineage: Eukaryota; Metazoa; Platyhelminthes; Cestoda; Cyclophyllidea; Taeniidae
Source: the annotation of a GenBank genome assembly
AUGGCUGAGCAGCAACAGGAGGAGGAGAACCUCUUUCCUAUUGCGAUUCUCAUUGAUGAGUUGAAAAAUGAGGACGUGUCUACCCGCCUGGCCAGUUUUAAGAAGCUCUCAACUAUCGCUUUGGCUUUGGAGCCUGAGCGCACCCGCAAUGAAUUCAUUCCUUUUCUGACGGAUUCCAUCUAUGACGAGGAUGAAAUCCUCUGCGAACUCGCAGACCAAUUAGGGAAAUUUGUUCCGCUGGUCGGUGGACCCGAGUACGUUCCUUGCCUCUUGCCUCCGCUUGAGGGCCUAGCUUCAACAGAAGAAACUGUUGUUAGACAAAAGGCCGUGGACACUCUUCGCAGCCUUGCUGGAAGCUUUUCUGCACAGGUAGUCUGCUUAAUUUUUUGGCUCUUGGUUGGCUUUAAAAGCCUGCUCCAUUUUUACUUUUUUGUGCUUUUGGGCAUUUUCGAUAUUUACCCCAUCUGUUGUUGUUUCGAAUAUCAUCGAGUAGUUGGAUAUGACCUCUUUUCAGAGUACCUCAGCUAUUUUUUGUUAAUGAUUACUGGAACCAUAGCCUUUUUUGGGUAUUCGGGCUUAGUUUAUUAUUAUAUCAGGUCCGUCGACGCUACUAAUUACGGUAUCAUCCUUUCAUCUACCUGGACUCUUCAGCAACUAGGUUCCUAG